CUUCCCUUCCCCCCGGAAAACGCCACAUCUGACAGGGACGGAGACAGAGACCACUAAAGGGGAGUGUAAUCACCGACCUCAAGAUGCUGGCACUAAUAAAUCGGCUUUUGGACUGGUUCAAGUCUCUGUUUUGGAAGGAGGAGAUGGAGCUGACGUUGGUCGGUCUGCAGUACUCCGGAAAAACAACUUUUGUAAACGUGAUUGCUUCUGGGCAUUUCAGUGAAGAUAUGAUCCCUACAGUCGGGUUCAACAUGAGGAAAGUUGCUAAAGGAAACGUCACCAUCAAGAUCUGGGAUAUAGGAGGACAGCCAAGGUUCAGGAGCAUGUGGGAGCGGUACUGUCGGGGUGUUAAUGCAAUUGUGUACAUGGUUGACGCAGCAGAUCGAGAAAAGGUGGAGGCAUCCAGAAACGAGCUUCACAAUUUAUUAGACAAACCACAAUUGCAAGGCAUUCCAGUUUUGGUACUUGGUAACAAAAGGGAUCUACCCACCGCUCUAGAUGAAAAGCAGCUCAUUGAGAAAAUGAAUCUGGCAGCUAUUCAAGACAGAGAGAUAUGCUGUUACUCCAUUUCCUGCAAAGAAAAAGACAACAUUGAUAUCACACUUCAGUGGCUCAUUCAGCACUCAAAGUCCCGCAGAAGCUGAAAAUGCAGGAGUUGUUUUUCCAACUGUAUUUGCCAUGUUUUUGUCACAUCCUUACCAUCCUGCAGUGAUGUAUAGCCGCAUCUUCACGUCAUGAGCUGCACUAUUCUGCUUGUGUCACAUUUUUUUUAAAGAAUAUUUUUCUGUGAUCAUUUCACAAAUCAAUACAAUGCACUACUAAAAAAAAAAUCUGUUACCAGUUAUAAGAAAUGUAUUUGGCAUUAUACAUCUUGUGAAUCUGUACUUUAACCAAGAGAGAAAAGAUGUCUACUGAUCCACCUUUUAUUCUGCAGGCAUUAAUCAACUCAUCAUACCCAGUGGUUUAGAACAUAACUUUAUAUUGGGUUUCCAACGACACCCUGUCUCACAGGCCGCACAUAAUGAGAAAAGUUGUUCACACAGUCAGGGUAUGAUGCUUGAAGAUGGCUGGUAAUGGGGGUGAAAGCUGUACUCUGUGACUGUCUUUGAUGACUGUCACUUUUUGCUUGAACAAAACAUGACUAUUGUUUUAGAAAAUUGUGCAUUAAGUCUAUUAGGCAGGUCUGUACAAAAAUCAAUCUAGUAUGAUUUUUACCAAUGUGGGAUGUGUGUGUAUAUGAAUAUAUGAUUCUAUUUAAAGUCUGAAUGUACUAAAAGUAAAACUGUACAGGAUUGUGUGGUUCAUAUUAGCCUUUGUAAAAUAGCCCCAGUUAAAAAUAUGUCUUUUGUGCUGCCUUGAUGCUGAGAGAGUGGUAGAAUUUAAAGUGCCUUGUGCAGUGUCUCUCAUCUAUGAAGCAAAGCAGCAUGAAAGGUGUGACUACUUGGACAGAGUUAAAAACAACACACACACACAUAUAUAUAUGAUAAGAUAUAUAAAAUAUAUAUAUAUCAAAUUAAAUGGCAUGCUUUUUAAUUUAGACGCGACUCUGUUAUUUGUACUCUAUUUAAAUUAUUUGCAUUCUUUACUAUUUUUCAAGCUGUAUAUAUUGAAAAUAACAGUUUAUGUAAAAAUAUCUGAACACUGAUGGACGGUAUGCAACUUCACUAUAAAGAUAUGGUAUUAUACAUAAGCACAGUAUAUCUCUUAAAUACUUAACGGGUAGGGAAGCACUUCUGCUCUCAUUGACCUCUGAUUGACAUUUGGUGGCACACGUGGGGGAUCACAGGCCACUAAAUAAACAAGAGGUAUUGCCAAAUUCAAAGACUUUUUUUCGGUACAGGUACGUCCAGAGGGCUGUGCACAUGUAUAGUAAUUACACAAAUAGUGUUACUGUUGUAUAUGGUACAACGUAAUAUGAUGCAUUGUUGAAAAAAAAUCUUUGAGACACUAAUUAUUUUAGAAGACAGCAGGUGUUUAAGUGUAGUGAUGAGAAAUUCACAGGUUCCCUGAAUUUGCUGUAACCACCCCUGUCUAGUGCUUUUGGUCUUUUAUUGGGAGUAGAGUUCCUUGAGCCUAUGAAAUUGUUUGCAUAUAUUGUUUUUACAUUUUAACUUUGGGUUCUAAAUAAGUCAGCUACGUAAACUGUAACAUAUUCAUUUUGACAAGUGUCAGCGUGCUUGCAGUGUCAAUGGUUAUGGAUAAGGGGACAUUCAGUAGAUGAACACUGCCUUUUUUUUUCUUUUUACUUUUUAACUAAAAAAAGUGUGGCCCAUAAUCCAUAAACAAUCAAUAAAUCCAGUACUAUUGGGAGCUUUUUUGGAAAGUGCUCUCAUA
Messenger RNA from Melanotaenia boesemani (Boeseman's rainbowfish), 2334 nucleotides. It is a transcript of the gene arl8ba, whose product is annotated as ADP-ribosylation factor-like 8Ba. The transcript has 7 exons. Bases 84 to 644 code for a protein of 186 amino acids. Lineage: Eukaryota; Metazoa; Chordata; Actinopteri; Atheriniformes; Melanotaeniidae. The record is from RefSeq and is a predicted model, not a curated record. Gene Ontology annotation, biological process: protein transport; anterograde axonal transport. Gene Ontology annotation, molecular function: GTP binding; GTPase activity. Gene Ontology annotation, cellular component: lysosomal membrane.